GAGGUGAGCUCCCUUGUUAUCACCGUUCCGUUCGCCCGUGCUACGUGUUCUCCGGUUCUUCCCCGAGCUAAGCUCGACCUCCCCCUCCCGUCCAUUCCUAGCACGCACCGGAAAUCUCCUCCGGCCCGCAGCGCAUCUGGGGCAUUCAGCGGAGAGAGUGCUCCUGGACUGGGGAGGCGAAGUCGCGGAUAAGCACCAAUUUGGGCGUCGGCGCUUCAGGGGUCCUCACGAUAUAUUGAGAUGGCUGGAAAAGGGAGCUAUGUUCCGCCGCAGUAUGUUCCGUUAUAUGGUCUAGACACUGAGGAGGAUAGUGUUCCUGAGGUGGAGGAGAACAUUGCCACGCGCCAAAGAUUAAGCCGGGAUCCUACACAAUGGUCUUCAGGCAUUUGUGCUUGUUUUGAUGAUCCACAGAGCUGUUGUAUUGGUGCGACUUGCCCCUGCUUUCUCUUUGGAAAAAAUGCACAGUUCUUGGGAUCUGGAACUCUUGCUGGAUCAUGCACUACGCAUUGCAUGCUUUGGGGCCUUCUGACAAGUUUCUGCUGUCUGUGUACUGGGGGGCUUGUAUUAGCAGUUCCAGGGUCUGCUGUUGCUUGUUAUGCUUGUGGAUACCGCCAAGCACUAAGAACAAAGUACAACCUUCCGGAAGCACCAUGCGGCGAUUUGACGACACACUUAUUCUGCCAUCUGUGUGCGAUAUGCCAAGAGUACAGGGAGAUCCGCGAGAGAACAGACAGUGGCACCUCUUCAGCUCCUGAUGUUACCCCACCUCCGGUGCAGACAAUGGAUGAACUUUGAUUGAGUAGAUGACGCAAACAUAUCCUGACUCGCAAAUCUUUGGUUGGCUUGGCAUGCCCUUGCCUGCAAGGGUUUGUGUUAUCGCGCACUGCUCCCACAGCUACGAUGUCAGACUUUAUACAGCUGGUGUAAAGAUAACCUGUAAACUAAUGGACCGCGCGAAAAGGUGUAACCUGUUGUUGCACGAUUGCAGCUUGUAACAUUUUUUUCUUCAUAUAUGUAGAAUUGAAAUGAAAACAAAACGUUCUCCUGCA
Molecule: messenger RNA, 1049 nt
Organism: Aegilops tauschii subsp. strangulata
Lineage: Eukaryota; Viridiplantae; Streptophyta; Magnoliopsida; Poales; Poaceae
Product: cell number regulator 5
Source: RefSeq, a predicted model, not a curated record